GCGCGCCCCGCACGGCGGCGUCUGCGGGCGGCGCUGCGGGCCACAGUGGGGUGGGAAAUGUCAGGCCGUCCCCGCCCCGCGCCCCGCGCCCCGCGCCGGGCGGGCUGAGGUGGGGUCGGUGCCCCGGCGGGCGCGGCGUAGGGGGAGGCGAUGGCGCCGGCGGCGUCGAAGCUGCGGGCCGAGGCCGGGCUCCAGGCGCUCCCGCGGCGGGCGCUCGCCCAGUACCUGCGCCUCCUGCAGCUCUACCCGGUGCUCACCAAGGCGGCCACCAGUGCCAUGUUGUCAGCACUUGGGAACUUCCUGGCCCAGAUAUUUGAGCAGCAGCAGAAAAAAGAAAACUGCUCUCAAAAGCUAGAUGUCAUUGGGCCUCUCAGAUAUGCCAUUUAUGGGUUCUUCUUCACAGGGCCACUGAGUCACCACUUCUACCUCUUCCUGGAGCACUGGAUCCCUCCCGAGGUCCCCUUGGCCGGGGUCAAGAGGCUCCUCCUGGACCGCCUCCUCUUUGCACCGGCCUUCCUGUUGGUGUUCUUCCUCGUCAUGAACUUCCUGGAGGGGAGGGACGCGGCCGCCUUCGCUGCCAAGAUGAGAAGAGGAUUCUGGCCGGCGCUGCAGAUGAACUGGCGAGUCUGGACCCCGGUGCAGUUUAUUAACAUCAACUACGUCCCUUUGCAGUUCCGGGUGCUUUUCGCCAAUCUGGUGGCUCUCUUCUGGUACACCUACCUGGCCUCUCUGAGGAAGUGAAGAUGGCCUGGAGAGAACGUGAGACACACUGCCGACAUGGGUCUGGGGGAAAUGCUCACCUGCCAAGAACGGGAGCGGAAACAACCCAGUCAGGACUUCAUUUGACUCUAGAUCAUGUGAUUCAAGAUGCUCUAAAAUGAUGGAGAAACAGAAACCUCUUAAUGUCAGAAUCUUGUGUUUUGAAAAGGCAAUAGCUCUCUUCAGGUAGUGCUGCCCCAGAAACAUAAAAUACGGUAGAGAUGAUUUCACUUGUCACCUUGGGUUGAAUUAGGAUCACAAUAAAUUUUAAAGCAGCUUUUUCAGUGGUGAUUUUCUCAGAACGAUUACUGUUGCUUUGGAAGAAAUGUAUGGUCAGAGGGCCGCGCUCAGAUUUUUUUUUCAGUUGUGGUAAAAUAUACAAUACUACUGCUUAGCUACAUGGAGGCAUAGCAGAAAGGCCCUUCUAGACCAAGACUUGCCCCUGUGUUCUGAGAGGCCGGGUGAUACAUAUAUGCCACCCUUCCUGCUGAUUUUUUCUGCUUCCUGUUGCUCCUUUACACGAACCCUGCCUACCCUGCUUUCUCACUCUUAAGCACGUUCCUUCCUCAUAGUGUCCCAUCCUUGCUUCAUGGACGCAAUAUCCCUUGGGAUCUCAAUUAUAUAUCUUUUGAAAUUUU
Messenger RNA from Equus caballus (horse), 1397 nucleotides. RefSeq names its product peroxisomal membrane protein 2 (gene PXMP2). Lineage: Eukaryota; Metazoa; Chordata; Mammalia; Perissodactyla; Equidae. Gene Ontology annotation, cellular component: cytoplasm; membrane. The record is from RefSeq and is a predicted model, not a curated record.